AUUCAAGACACAUUCUCAUCUAACUAUGAUAAAAACAGAGAACUAAAAGCCUUUGAUGACACGAAAGCCGGUGUUAAAUGCCUUGUUGAUGCUGGAAUUACUCAAGUGCCUCGGAUAUUCAUCCAUCCAGAGGUCUCAGGCUCGGGGCCUUUCCCGAUCCUUGAGGAAACACAUUUUGUUUUUCCAAUAAUAGAUCUCAAAAACAUCAAUAAAGAUCCUAUCAAGCACAAAGAGAUUGUUAAAAAAGUUGGUAAUGCUUCAGAGACAUGGGGAUUCUUCCAAGUGAUCAAUCAUGGUAUUCCAAUGUCAGUCCUGGAUGAAAUGCUAUGAGGAGCAUGAGGUUUUUUCGAGCAAGAUAUUGACGUUAAGAAGAAAUAUUAUCAUCGCGAUUAUACACGGAGAGUGGUGUACAAUAGCAAUUUUGAUUUGUAUAAUCCUAAAGCUUUAGCAGUAAAUUGGAGAGUCUCACUAUAUUCUACUAUGGGUCCUGAGCCUUUUAACCCUGAGGAAUUGCCUGAGGCUUGCAGGGAAAUAGUAAUGGAGUACUCACAUCAUGUAAUGAAAAUGGGAUGCACUUUGCUUGAGUUACUCUCAGAGUCUCUUGGUCUAAAAACAAGUCAUCUCAAUGAAAUGGAAUGUUCAGAGGGUCUUAGCAUUUUGUGCAAUUACUAUCCAUCAUGUCCACAGCCAGAAUUAACCAUAGGUCUUAGCAAACAUACAGACAAUGACUUCUUCACAAUCCUUCUACAAGAUCAUAUUGGAGGUCUCCAAGUUCUUCAUCACAAUCAUUGGGUUGAUGUUCCUCCUACACCAGGAGCUUUAGUUAUCAAUAUCGGAGACGUUCUCCAGCUCAUAUCAAAUGACAAGUACAAAAGUGUAGAUCAUAGAGCAUUGUCAAACAAAAUUGGUCCAAGAAUAUCAAUAGCAAGCUUCUUCAGCUCAGGGCCAUUGCCAUCUUCCAAACUCUAUGGACCAAUUGAGGAGUUGCUAUCAGAAAACAAUCCCCCAAAGUAUCGCGCAACGACAUUGAAGGACUUUUAUGAUUAUUUCAGCCAGAAAGGACUUGAUGGAACUUCAAAUCUAUCUCACUACAAAAUCUAAAUGGUAGGGGUUCGUUUGGUUCACAUUCUAGUUAUGUGGGGAUUGUAAUGCAAGAACUUUUAUUCAAUGAAUAAUAAAUAAAUUGAACAUACCGUGAC
Messenger RNA from Solanum tuberosum (potato), 1199 nucleotides. RefSeq names its product 1-aminocyclopropane-1-carboxylate oxidase homolog. The transcript is spliced from 3 exons. The record is from RefSeq and is a predicted model, not a curated record. The annotation marks the transcript as partial. NCBI's taxonomy places the organism in Eukaryota, Viridiplantae, Streptophyta, Magnoliopsida, Solanales, Solanaceae.